Messenger RNA from Gordionus sp. m RMFG-2023, 1129 nucleotides. RefSeq lists its product as uncharacterized. The transcript has 6 exons. The coding region runs from base 13 to 1005 and encodes 330 amino acids. NCBI's taxonomy places the organism in Eukaryota, Metazoa, Nematomorpha, Gordioida, Chordodea, Parachordodidae. The record is from RefSeq and is a predicted model, not a curated record.
AUAAAAUAAAAAAUGUUGAGAUCAAAAAAAAUAAUAUUAUUACUCUCGAUAAUCAUCAUCCUAUUCUUAUUCGUUAUAUUAUUGAGAAAUAUCGGAAUAAAAAAUUUGUAUUUUCUUCCCACCAAUAGCAAUUUAGCAAUGGACCUCGUUAAUUAUAACUAUAUAUUCGAUAGAAAUUUAUCCGAAGAUGAUCCGAUCGUAAUCAAAUUUAUCAAAGAAAAAUUUAUUGUCCAGCCAUCAACCCAUCCGUAUUAUAAUCUUAGCGAUAAUUCUAAGAAAGAUUUUUCGAUGGGGCAAAGUGAAGUAGUUUAUCGAUAUUAUAAGCAAAUGGAAAAAUUAGGUAAAAUCGCCAAUAAUGAAUCGGGCUUUUUCAUAGAAAGCGGAGCUCUAGACGGUGAAACUCGGUCCAACACCCUAUUUUUCGAGAAAGAGUUGGGCUGGACCGGCCUGCUGAUUGAAGCGGAUCCCUUGAAUUUCGAAAAAUUGCUGCAAAAGCAUAGAAAAUCCUUUUCGGUCAACUCGAUUCUUUGCCCCACCCGAGCUAACCCGCGAAUGAUUGAAUUCGUACAAGAUUUUAAUUUGGGCCAAAUCAAAUCUUAUGGUAGUAAAUUUCAUGAAAGUCGGAAUAUGAUUCACAAGCAUACGUCCAAAAAGUUACCGUGUUUUUCGCUCUAUUCGACCCUUCUAGCUAUUGUGGAAAAUGUGAAUCUUUCUAAUUAUGUGCGAGAUGAUAAAAUCCAGGUGGAUUAUUUUUCCUUGGACGUUGAAGGAGCCGAACUAGAAGUUUUGAAGACCAUACCAUUCGACAAGAUAUCCAUAAAAAUAAUGACAGUCGAAUUCUUCCACGUACCCGGAGGAAAAUUGGAACUCGAACAAUUCAUGCUUAAACAAGGUUUUCUUGCUGUCGACACCGUUACCAACCCAGAUAACUUGGCUAACGACAUAGUCUUUGUCAAUAACGAUUACUGGGAUGAAAAUGUGGGGAAAUUAAUUAAUUCGGUUUAGGGAACAUUAUCAAAGCUUAUAUUUUAUCUGAAUGAUAGAGGGUCUCUUAUCGGCAUCAUGUCACUCCAAAAAUAUCGAAUACAAAAAACUUCGCAUGUCACUUAAAAACGACAAACACAUAUAA